Messenger RNA from Haemonchus placei, 687 nucleotides. NCBI's taxonomy places the organism in Eukaryota, Metazoa, Nematoda, Chromadorea, Rhabditida, Trichostrongylidae. The record is from the annotation of a GenBank genome assembly.
AUGGUGAAGACUCAGCAGUGGACCUGGCAAGGCGUUGUUGAGACUCCAGGGAGCAAGCUUGCUAAAGCAGCAAUAAAACAGCUUGAGUGCCGCGCAAACUGGGCCCAUCUGUCUUCGGCGUGGGACCGUACGGUAACCGCUGACGAACUAGAACUCGAUGCGUUUUACGACCAACUUGAGGAGAUCAUCCUUAACGAAAAGUCCUCUACAAAUUUGUUGUUGGAGAUUUCAACGCUGGGAGGAGGAGGAAAGCAAGGACAUCACCGCUGGUCAUGGAAGUCUCCAAGCGCAAAUAUCAGUCGCAGGCUAGCAGUGCGGCGAGACCUUUAGCUUUGGAGGCAGAGGAGACCAUGAAGGCAGGCUCGAACAGAACCAGUUUGAAAGAGUGCUAUCGUGAACUUCAGGACCAAUUGAAAAAAUGGGUUUUGCACUACUCUGUACCGAUCCACGACCCUCGUGCGAAAACCAAAAUUCCCACUGGCUAAACAGCACCGCGGAUCUUUCCUUUGAAGACAAGAUUCAGCCGACCUAUUUCGUGCAGGUAGCUACGAACUUCAUGCGCUUCUCGCAAAGCCCAUGACAUCUUACCUCCAGAAGGAAAAGUUCCCAACCAGUGGACGAACUCGCGGAUGGUCACUCUUCACAAGAAGGGAGACCUGGAUGAACUCCGCAAUUACCGCUCAAUAA